Anthonomus grandis grandis is the source of this 1678-nucleotide messenger RNA. RefSeq lists its product as uncharacterized. Gene Ontology annotation, molecular function: metallocarboxypeptidase activity; zinc ion binding. The coding region runs from base 82 to 1560 and encodes 492 amino acids. The record is from RefSeq and is a predicted model, not a curated record. Lineage: Eukaryota; Metazoa; Arthropoda; Insecta; Coleoptera; Curculionidae. Gene Ontology annotation, biological process: proteolysis. The transcript has 3 exons.
AUCACUCAGACAUUCUGUGACUGCCUUAUAAUAUUUAUAUUUAAUUGAGUAAUGUUUUUGUCUAUUAAAUAGUUUUUUAAAAUGUCCGUUAAAAAACGCAGAAAUAAACGAAAAAAGAGGCGUUGCGUAACCGUGUCAAGAGUAAAAAAGAAACUAACUAAAAAAAGAUCGACAAACAGCACCAAUUUGAAAUCAACCAAACAGCAGAAAUCUAGUGAAAACAAUCAAAAGCAAUCAAAGCCGCAAGAAAAAAAGAUCACUGUCCAGCAACUUAAGAUUCCUUGUAGACGAUACAAGGAGUUCCACGAUCAUUUCUUAACAUAUGAUAAAAUUGUAAAAUUUUUAGAGAAAAUUUGUAAAGAAUAUCCUUCCAUAAUAGAAACGAUUCUCAUUGGACUAACUGGAGAAGGAAAACCAAUUUUCAUGGCAAAAAUACACGACGCUUCUUCUACUACUUCACCCAAAACGGCCACUUUUAUCGAAGCAGGUGCCAAAGGAGAAGACGCUUUUGCAGUAUCCAAUGCUGUCUUUAUGAUUGAUUAUUUUACAAGAAAUCCAAAUACUAUUAAAUUAAUGGAUUAUCUUAUAGUGCCAUGUACUAAUCCCGAUGCAUAUGACAAAUAUAUUAAAAGUAAAGAACAGAAAAAUAAAUGUAAUUUAAAAAGAAGUACAAGUAAAACUAACUGUUGCAAUUUAGAUGAAAAGAAACGAAGAAACAAUAAAAACUGCCAAAAACCGAAAUGUUCAGAUAAAGACGGUUUUUCUGAUAUCGUGGAUUAUUCAGUUGAGUGCGGAUUAAGCCGAUCGGUUUUACUAGGAAACCAGGCUCAAAACAAAAAGGCAGAUAAUAAAGGAAAUAAGCCGACGAGGAAAGAAUCAAAAACUGACAAUAAAAAGAAUAUCAAUAAAAAUAAAACGGCCUAUAAAAAUUCACCUGAAAAGGUGGAUAGUUUCCGGGCAGAUUUAAGCUUUAAUUUUCCGGUUGUCUUAGGGUUAAAUGACAUGAGGAAUAUUGCUACAGAUAAAUUCAUGGAACAAAUAAAGAAAUGGAAAGAAAACUACAUUAACACGUCCCCAGAAAUACGCGCAUUGCUGACAGCAAUUCAGGGCUUUCAAUUCGCCAUUAAGAUGGUAAUUAGUUUACAAGAGGGCGGCCAAUCAAUCUGCUACCCUUACGGUUUCUGUUCAGGAUCAACUGAAGAAAUCGAGGAUCUUAAAGGAGUGGCCAAAAAGGGAAAAGCCGCGAUAUGCGGAAGAGACUUCGAAUUCGGAUCGGCUUAUCAGAUUAAAGGAUUAACAUAUGGAAAUCUAAUUGACUUUUUAAAAGUUGACAAAGCCGCCAUUAAAUACACUUAUAUCAUACAGGUUCAUAAAAAGGGAUCGAAUUAUAAUGAGAAAGAGGAGCAGAAGAAAUUGGUGACUUAUGGAUGUCAGAUUAUGACGUGUAUAACGCGUAUGACUUCGGCAGUGUAUAAGUCUUUUUGCAAUUUGAAUUAUAAUAAAUAUUUGGAGACUUCAAGUGAUGGUAAGAAUCGUCUAGAGAAGAAGUCCAGCUUCUAAAAAAUGUUGUUUUCUUCGGUUUCUUGUAAUUGGUGUUCUUUAGGCCACCAAUCCCAAAGGUGUAUUUAAGUUAAUACGAAUAUACAUUGGGCUCAGUGAUUAAAAAAAAGAAAAGCGA